Messenger RNA from Rhipicephalus sanguineus (brown dog tick), 1125 nucleotides. RefSeq names its product endothelin-converting enzyme homolog. The record is from RefSeq and is a predicted model, not a curated record. Gene Ontology annotation, biological process: protein processing. Lineage: Eukaryota; Metazoa; Arthropoda; Arachnida; Ixodida; Ixodidae. The transcript has 6 exons. Gene Ontology annotation, cellular component: plasma membrane. Gene Ontology annotation, molecular function: metalloendopeptidase activity. Bases 1 to 1125 code for a protein of 374 amino acids.
AUGCGGGCCACACUUGACUACAGCGUCAACCCGUGUAAAGACUUCUACAAGUACGUCUGCGGUAAAUUCAGAGGCGAGGACGUGUACUCCCACACCAUAGAGCUCGUGAGGUGGAUGAUCUCAAUGAACCUGGACUUCUACAACACGACAAGACUGGCGGCAGUCAAGCCUGUUGAAGUGAUGGUGCGGGGCUCUCUUGACCUGGGAGUCGACGUUAUGCUCGCCAUUACAUUUCAAAAGCGGAACUUCAUUGGUAACAAGAGAGCGGCACAGCACCUCAAAUUAAAACGCGAGGAAACAGAAUUAGCCAUAUUCAACAUGCUCACCAACAAGUACGACGGCAAAAAUCUUGAGGGUUCCCGGCUCAUGGUUAACCAGACGGAGAGCAUGGUGUCCCAAGUUCAGACUGCCUUCCGGGACACGCUGUUGAACUCAUUGUGGAUCAGUUACAAGGAAGAAGUGGGUGCUAUCCGAAAGUUUGACGACAUAGUGGUGAACGUAGGAAGUCCAGGACGGCGACUAGACCCGGAGUUCAUUGACGAGCAUUACAAAGCGUACCCGGACGCACCUGUGAACCGGCUCUUCCCCUCAUGGAUAAAGGCUCUUUCUCUUUCCACUCACUCCAUUUGGAGCGACCAGACGACUGCGCUGUACGACGAGAAUGAAGUCACCGCACGUUACAUACCCGACUACAAUGUCGUUGUAGUACCGACAGCCAUCAUCACCCGUCCAUUCUUCUAUCUGGACGGGCCAAUGGCUCUGAAUUAUGGUGGCCUCGGAAUGCUGUCCUUAAGUCGCCGGCAGGAGAUUUUGAACGACACGGUCGACUCCGAGAAUCUGGCUGACCUCGUGGGAACCAGGAUCGCAUACACGGCCUUCACUUCGUUGUCCGCCGAGUACGAGGCUGAAACACUCGCCGGCCUAAAUAUGUCGGCAAAGCAACUGUUCUUCAUCAACCACUGUGCGAAAUGGUGCGCUCAGCACAGCAUACCCGGGAAGCGCUACGCGCCAUACCGUUCACGGUGCAUUGUGCCUCUCAUGAACAUGCCCGAGUUCUCGUGGACCUUUGGCUGCCCGGCGGGCGCACCCAUGAAUCCACACAACAAGUGCGAGUUUUGGUUUUAA